Molecule: messenger RNA, 943 nt
Organism: Alternaria rosae
Lineage: Eukaryota; Fungi; Ascomycota; Dothideomycetes; Pleosporales; Pleosporaceae
Exons: 1
Coding region: 213-743 (176 amino acids)
Source: RefSeq, a predicted model, not a curated record
CUCUGAAUGCAUCCGCGGAAAAUCCGACCGGGUUGUCGUGGGUGCUGUUGUUCGCAUGUGCGAAUACAAGGUGGAUUGAGGACGGGUUCAUCUUCGCAAGGAGCAGUUUGGAUCUUCUGCCGGCGAUCAUCUUACCUCACGAGAUUGAACCGGUUACUACCGGCGCAGUGGUUAAGAAACAACUAAACGAUCUGAAUAAAAGCGGAGAGGCCAUGUCACCAACGAACAGCGAAGCUACAAACGAAGGUCAUGGCCAGAGUCCAUCAGAGCAACCACAGAAGCUUGUCUCUACUAAGCCGUUACUAAUCCAACCCAACGAGGGAGUGCCUGUUGCGCACCAACCUAUCGCCAUAUUCUCUCAGUCUAUCGGACCUGCUACGCGCUCUUUCAAAUUCCUCGGUUGGUAUAAGAUAGGCCGACUACAGGUUUUCGAGCCUGGAUCUAAUGAUCUAUCCGACAUGUUGACAAAAAGAUGGGAGAGGGAGAGCAAGAAUGGCACUAUUAGCUCGAGAUGGGGAGAUCCGAAAGGAUGGAAGGACAAUUUGUCCUGUCAGUGGGCUGCUAUCAAGAUCGAUGAAGAUGAAGGGACUAUGAGAAGCAUGGGCGUACCGAAGAUCAGAAGACCAAUUGAUCAUGAUGAAAUGACAGGAAGAAGCGGAGGACCGACAGUCGACAAAAUGUUUGGUGAGAUGAAACUUGGAGACGGAAGCAAAGCGAUAGAGCCCGGGGACAAGCAGACUUGACAACGAUCAGUAUAGACGGAUCUCUGUCUAAUCAGAUGGUAGUGGAUGACGUCGCACAACAGCGAUAUAAUGAUGGAUGCAAUAAUGUCAACUUCUGAUAGAAGCGAUGCCACCAACCUUGCUAUCUCUGAUCAAUACCAGAGGCCCUUCAUGGCCUCUCCCAUCGACAUCAUUUCAAACCUUGAUGUGUUAGAUAUCUG